AUGGAUUCCUUAUUUUCUGGAUCGCUAUGUCUUAUUAUAACUGGUGCCAGCCGUGGUUUUGGUCAGGCAGUCUGUGUUAAAUUUGCUGAGGCGGUGACCAAGGGGAAAGGAAGGGCUAAAUUCUUUCUCUUGGCACGCAACGAAAAUGGACUAGCGGAGACAACUAAGUUAAUAAAAGAAGUUUCUAAAGAUGUUGAGGUUCAAGUUGUAUGCGUGGAUGUCGGCAAUCUGUCAUCGUUGCCUGAUGCAAUUCAAACGAUAGAAAGUGGAUUGAAGCCGGAUGAUUACCAAAAUUCCAUCUUUAUUCAUAAUGCAGCCUCUUUGGAAAGUCAAAGUGUUGUUGAUACAGAUGAUUGUGAAUAUAUUGGAAAAUAUUUAGACCUCAACUAUACAUCUUGCCAUUACCUCUCGUCUAAAUACUUGCAGUUGUUUAAAAAUUCCCCUGGUAAAAUGCAUUUGGUUAAUAUAUCCUCAAUAUGUGCGCUAGACCCUUAUAAACGUUGGGCUUUAUAUUGCUCCAUGAAGGCGGCCCGAGACAUGCUAAUAUCAGUAAUCGCUAAAGAAAAUCCAUUGGUUAGAGCAGUCAAUUAUGCACCAGGCCCAAUGAAUACAAAAUUGCUGGUUGAUGCUUUACAUCGCAAUGCUGAUCCAUCCAUUAAAAUUUCGUUACUGGGUGCGAUAGAGAAGAUGUUAGCUACAAAAACUGUUUCUGGUAAUAAUUUCUGA
This is a messenger RNA of Trichoplax adhaerens, 726 nucleotides long. RefSeq lists its product as uncharacterized. The record is from RefSeq and is a predicted model, not a curated record. Gene Ontology annotation, molecular function: sepiapterin reductase (NADP+) activity. The transcript has 5 exons. Lineage: Eukaryota; Metazoa; Placozoa; Uniplacotomia; Trichoplacea; Trichoplacidae. Gene Ontology annotation, biological process: tetrahydrobiopterin biosynthetic process. The coding region runs from base 1 to 726 and encodes 241 amino acids.